AUGUGGAUCCGGUCGGGUCUGCUUGUGUUGGUGGCGGUGGUGCUGGGUGCGACUGCGUUGCGGUCGAAUCGCGUCAAGGAGGCGUUCUUGGGGCAUGUGGAUCCAUUGCUGCGGGUGGAUUGUGAGCCGAAGCCGGGCGCCACGGAGGAGUCGUGCAAACAGAAGGGAUGUGUUUGGGGGAACAUUCACGGAAUGGUAAGUGGAGCACUCUACUCACUUCAGGUCAGACUGAGAUAGGGCAAAACGUGAAUGAAUUGGCAAUUCGCAAAAAAAAAAGACACGAAAAAACUUUUUCUCGAAGAAGAAAUGGGGAAAUUUUGAGGCGAGAGAGUACGUUUUUUGCGCGUCUUUUCUCUGCUUCUCUGUGAAAUCAAGACGAAGUGUAAAAAAACGAAAGCGAAGAGUCUAUUCCGGUGAUCAGACUGCUCAGUUUUUCCAUCCAAAAUUUAGCUAUGUCAAAUCUGACCUUUGACCUUUUAGGCGGACCGAAAUAUCCCCCUCUGCCACUACCCUCAGAACACCGGGUACAUUCAAAAAACCAAACAGACCGUUGGAACAAGCACUAAAUUCCAAUUGGAGAAGAAUAAGGACAGUCCGAAAAACCCCUACGGCGAUGAGUUUGAAAAGCUGAAUAUUGAAACGGACGAGCUUGGAAGCGGGUUGAAAGUCAAAAUCGGCGCUGAAAAUGCCUAUGAACCGGACUUGUUGUUGAACAAAAAUCCUGUAAUCGAGUCAGAGGAGAAGCUGGUAUUCAACUACACGAAUAGUGAUGUUUUUGCCUUUACCGUGACCAGGCAGUCAACUGGCGCGAGGAUUUGGGACACCUCUAUUGGUAAGUGGAACUUUAGGGGUAUUUGUUGUAUACUAUCAUAGGGGAAGACAUUAAGUCAUGAAAGGUGUCCAAAUUGGGGACAUUGGAUAUGGGGUACCCUAUGCGGGAUUUUUUGAUUUGCUGUAGAUUUUGCAUACGUAAUGUACAUAGGCCACUACUGAUACCUGAACAGCGAAGAUGAGAUAUUCAACAAGCUUUUUUUGAAAGAGCAUGCAAUGCGGAGAGUCAGUUAGACAAAAAAAACACGGCUUCUCUAGAUCUCUCUGAAAAACUAAAACUCCGAGGAAAAAUUUUACCCAUCUGUUGUAGAUAUACAUAAAAAAUUAAUCUUCAGGCGGUCUAAUCUUCGGUUCCAAGUAUAUUCAAAUUGCAACCCUCAUCCCAACCGACAAGAUCUAUGGAUUUGGUGAGCAUGUCCAUCAGACCCUGCAGCAUGACCUGAAAAAGUAUCGGACCUGGCCAAUGUUUGCCAGAGAUCAGCCGCCAAAUUCGCUCAACGAAAACUACAUGAACUUGUACGGUGUGCACAACUUUUACAUUGGAAUCGAAGAGAAUGGGAAUGCGCACGGCGUGUUCGUGCUAAAUUCGCAUGCUCAGGAAGUGACGACCGGGCCAGGCCCACAUCUGGUCUAUCGUGCAAUCGGUGGGCAAUUUGAGGUCUUCUUUUUCCCCGGCCCCAAGCCUGAGGACGUUGUGAGGCAGUAUCAGCAAGUCAUUGGGACCCCGUAUUUGCCGGCAUAUUGGGCGUUGGGCUUCCAGCUCUGCCGAUAUGGCUUCCUCAGUCUACAGGAUAUGAAAGAUACGGUAGCGAGGGUGAGAAAUGCCAGAAUCCCGAUUGAUACGAUUAUUCCGGAUAUCGAUUAUAUGGAGAGGUACAAGGACUUCACUGUUGGCCAAGAGGUAAGUUUUCAGAGCUGUUUUGGGGUAGAUUAGAAACGUAGAGCCAAUAUCUGGGUCGUUUUCCUUUGUAGAGGUCUCUAAAACGUCUUUUUCAAUUACUUCUUUUCUUCAGAAAUGGGCCGGACUUCCUCAAUACGCCAAGGAACUCAACGAAAUUGGGAUGCAUCUGACCGUAAUCCUGGACCCAGCGGUCCAAGUCAACUACUUUUCCUUUGAAAACGGCCGCCGUCAGAAUGCCAGUUUCUUGAGCUGGCCUCGCAAAGACCUUGUCCAGCACAAAAUCAACGAUCUCUACCCUCUUACCAAGGAUUCCUUGGAUAUGUUGGGAGUAGUGUGGCCCGACGCUCAUGUGGCUUUCCCCGACUUUUUCGAUGACACCAAUUUGACGGCGAAUUGGUGGAAAAGCGAGAUUAAACAGUUCCACGACCGCGUUGCUUUCGAUGGCCUUUGGAUUGACAUGAAUGAGCCGUCGGCGUUCGCGACCAACGACGACCAUCCCUGGUACUACGACCUCCCCGACCAUCCCAACAUUGAGCCACUCUGGUGUCCGCGCAGUGGCGCGGAUGGCGCACUGGAUCAACCGCCCUACUCCACUUUCGCCACCUACAUUUAUGGCGAGGGAUACCCGUUGUGCGGCAACACUCUGUGCAUGUUGGCCACCACCAAUCGGGGAAAAGAUGUGCUCUACAACAACAAGAACUUGUAUGGACUGAAGGAGACGGUGGAUACGUUCGCUGCGCUCAGAGAGGCCACAGGAAAGAGAGGACAAGUCAUUAGUCGCAGCACGUUCCCCAGCAGCGGGCAUUUCGGCGGGCAUUGGCUCGGGGAUAAUACGGCAAGAUGGGAGGAUUUGAGAACGACCGUCAUCGGGGUUCAGGAGUUCAACAUCUUCGGAAUUCCGUUUGUGGGAUCCGAUGUUUGUGGAUUUAUCAACCCAACCGAGGAGGAGUUGUGCUUGAGGUGGCAGCAGUUGGGGGCGUUCCACAGUUUCUACAGGUAAGGCUUCUUUACAAAAGAAAACAUUUAAAAAUCUUUUGGUUUUCUUUACUUACCGUACUCCCUUUUCAGAAACCACAACGCCAUCGGCAAUCCUCCUCAAGACCCAGCGCAAUGGCCCUCUGUUGCUGAGGCCACUCGUCAAGCCAACACCUUCCGUUACCGCCAUCUCCCUUACCUCUAUUCCCUUCAUUUUGCUGCUUCCCAACGAGGUGGCACUGUGGUUCGUCCGGUCUACUUUGAAUUCCCCAAGGACCGAGAAGCCUACGAACUAAACUACCAGUUCAUGUGGGGCCCCGCAAUCAUGGUGGCGCCCGCCAUCUUCUCGAAGGUCUCCGAAGUCCGAGCCUACAUUCCGCCCGGCGCCACGUGGUACAAUUUGUACGGCAAAAAGUACGGCAGCUCGUUGUCGCAUGGCUUUGGACAGGUUGAGGCCGAACUGGCUUCGACGGCCCCAGUGUUUGUCCGUUGCGGACAUGUGAUCCCAAGACAAGUGCCGGCGAUGACCACUCGGGACAGUCGCAAGGGAAAUAUGCAACUAUUGGUCACCUUGCCGCAGGACCUGAGCAACAAACAAGUGUUGGCCAAGGGAGAGCUCUUCUGGGAUCAGGGCGACAACGAGUUCUUGGCCGAAAAUGGAUGGCAAAGAACGUACGACCAUCAACACUACACCUUCAACUUCACAAUCGCCGACAAUGUUGCUUCGCUGAGAAUUUCGUUACAGAAUAACCCACAGAACUUUGAAGGUCUGAAGCCAUUCGAGGAGAUUGAAGUCUUCGGAUACCCCAAAUCGGUUGAUUUCAAUUCAGUCAAGUUGAAUGGCAAAGCGGUGACGGUGUCCAAGCAACAAAGCACGUACAGUCCAUUCACAAAACUGCUUCGUCUAAGAUCCCCUCAGGGCUUGUUUGACUUGAAACAAGGCGAAAAGGAGUGGACAAUCACUUGGAAUAAUUUAUAA
Molecule: messenger RNA, 3686 nt
Organism: Bursaphelenchus xylophilus (pine wood nematode)
Lineage: Eukaryota; Metazoa; Nematoda; Chromadorea; Rhabditida; Aphelenchoididae
Source: the annotation of a GenBank genome assembly